CUAUCGCUCGUCGUUGUUGGUGCGCGUGCGCAUUCGGGCACCAUUUGCUGAUGCAAGACGCUUGCGGUAAAGACAUUCUGAGCAAAUUAGCGGUGUAUUGUUUCUAAAGCGCUUUCGGAGAUACGAGGUUUAUUUCAGCCAACAUGUCAGAAGACGAGAUCUUAUUUGAUCCGACCACAACCAAAAAGAAGAAGAAGAAGAAGAAGCCCUUCAUGCUUGAUGAAGAAGGCGAUGGACUCGCAGAGGAGACGCAGCAGGCUGAGCCUCGGGAGGCAGAGCCUGAGGUGGGAGAAGAGCGUGAUUUUGAACCUGAGGAAGAUGAAGGGAAGAAAAAAGAGACCACAGAUGACUUGGACGAUUUGAAUUUCUUCAAUCAGAAGAAAAAGAAAAAGAAGCCCAAGAAAGUGUUUGACAAUGAAAUCGAAGAAGGACUGAAGGAGCUGAAGAUCGAAGGUGAACAGCCUGAACAGGUGGAUGAUGAUGACUUGGAUCUGAUGUUGCCAGCCAAGAAGAAGAAGGCCAAGAAGGUGGAGUUUGCAGAGGAAGGAGAUAUGGCUGUGAAGGAUUAUGGUCUGGAGGACGAUGAGAGUAGAAAUGCUGAUGGAAUCACGUUUUCCUCUCAGACUGGCCCGGCUUGGGCAGAUUCAGAGAGAGAUUACACAUAUGACGAGCUGCUGAGUCGCGUCUUUAACAUCAUGAGAGAGAAGAAUCCCGACAUGGUGGCGGGAGAGAAGAGAAAGUUUGUCAUGAAGCCCCCUCAAGUGGUGCGAGUAGGAACAAAGAAAACAUCCUUUGUCAACUUCACCGACAUCUGCAAACUGUUGCAUCGACAGCCAAAGCAUCUUUUGGCUUUCCUGCUGGCUGAAUUGGGAACGAGCGGAUCCAUAGAUGGAAAUAACCAACUUGUGAUCAAAGGCAGAUUCCAACAGAAGCAAAUAGAGAACGUCUUGAGAAGAUACAUCAAGGAAUAUGUGACCUGUCACACAUGCCGCUCUCCAGAAACCAUCCUGCAGAAGGACACACGACUGUACUUCCUGCAGUGUGAGACGUGUCACUCGCGCUGUUCUGUGGCAAGCAUUAAGACAGGCUUCCAGGCCGUCACGGGCAAGAGAGCGCAGCUCCGCGCCAAAGCCAACUAACGUGGCGUUCUCUACUCCUUUCUGAUUCUUUUUUUCCAUUACGAAACCCUGCACUGCCCUGUAUGGCCACUUCAACUUCUCAGUGCUAGUUUUUUCUCAGUCAUGGACUUUUGGAGUGAACAGGUGAAAAAGUUGAGUGGAUUAAAAAAUUCUAUUUUUUUUUUUUUUUUUUUUUUUUUUGCGCAAUCAAAAGAAAACAUAAAAAAUUCAAUAAGCAAGAGGACUGGACAACUUGAGCCACUGGUUUAAUGAGUCACAUCAUCCAUCUUUCUCAGAAAGGUCACAGCUUAAUGUGAGAAGCAGGGAACAGGGCCAGAGCAUUUCAGACUCGUGUUUUAUUUGCACAUUGGUAGCAGAUUCCAGUCUACUGUUCUGAUUUCUUUGCAGGAAUGCUGUAGGUGGAAGUCUAUGGGUGAGGGACUUGUGUGUUGUCUGCUCCUACUUUUUUUUAAAACAGAAGAACAUCAGAGACUUUAUGAAAAUUGUGUUAACACUCUAUUAAAAGACUUGUUAAUGAUGCAAUUUUCUCAUGUAGGCUUUGUAUAGGUUUCAUUAAGUCUAUAGAGUUAGCUUUGAGGAUUUGGAGAACUCUGCUACCUCUGUGACAAAACUCUGCUAGGAGUCUCAGGCUCUGGCUGCUGACUGCUAUGCUUAGGAUUUUGGUUGUUUACUGAUCACACCGUUUAAUGAAGAUGACAUCCACAUAUUUAAACAUCUCUGCAGAACUGAACACUUCUGCACAAUCUUGACGUAUAAAAAGUUAUGAAUAUGUGGGUUGUGUAAAAAUAAUUAUGGGGCUGGAGAUAUUACAGUGCAGUGUUUCAGAUGAAAGUAAGAUGGGUGUCAUUGUUGAAACUUUUUUUUUUUUAAAUAAAAAAUUUACUCUAACAACAUAA
This is a messenger RNA of Silurus meridionalis, 2035 nucleotides long. RefSeq names its product eukaryotic translation initiation factor 2, subunit 2 beta (gene eif2s2). Lineage: Eukaryota; Metazoa; Chordata; Actinopteri; Siluriformes; Siluridae. Gene Ontology annotation, biological process: translational initiation; formation of translation preinitiation complex; formation of cytoplasmic translation initiation complex. The transcript has 9 exons. The record is from RefSeq and is a predicted model, not a curated record. Gene Ontology annotation, cellular component: eukaryotic translation initiation factor 2 complex. Gene Ontology annotation, molecular function: translation initiation factor binding; mRNA binding; translation initiation factor activity. The coding region runs from base 144 to 1139 and encodes 331 amino acids.